This is a messenger RNA of Volvox carteri f. nagariensis, 327 nucleotides long. RefSeq lists its product as uncharacterized. The record is from RefSeq and is a predicted model, not a curated record. NCBI's taxonomy places the organism in Eukaryota, Viridiplantae, Chlorophyta, Chlorophyceae, Chlamydomonadales, Volvocaceae. The transcript has a single exon. The annotation marks the transcript as partial.
GCCGACUACGUACGGUCACUGCUGCGUCGCGCGGCGCGGGGCGUCGAGGCCGACGCAGGGCCCUGGCUACGGAGCCUCUUCCGGGGCGUGGUUCCGGAGCGGUGGCUGCGUAUUCUGGUUGACGAGCUGACGGGCGAGAUGUACGACGGAUCCACUCGCGAGUACGACAUGGCGCCGUACCGUUACCAGUCAGCGCCGGCGUCUCGCCAACCUGAAUACGCCCUAGAUGAGCUCAUCGCGCUACUGAGCCGCGCGACAGCUGGGGAGGUGAUUGAGCGGCUGAAGCUGCAGCUGCAGGUAAAUACCUUGGCUGCCGUGGAGAAGUAA